AUGGGCGUGAACCGCUUCGAAUGCCGAACCUGUCCCUACGAAUGGGCGCUAGAAAAGAAGUGGUACGACCGCACCGACAUGAAGCAGAAGGAAGUUGAAGAAGCGCUUGGUGGCAAGGAUGAGUGGAAGAAUGCGGACAGUGUGGCCACACAAUGCCCCAAGGAAGGCUGCAAUGGCGAGCGAGCAUACUUCUACCAACUGCAGAUUCGCAGUGCAGAUGAGCCGAUGACUACAUUCCUGCGGUGUGUGAAAUGUGCGACCCAGUGGAGAGAAAACUAA
Molecule: messenger RNA, 279 nt
Organism: Penicillium longicatenatum
Lineage: Eukaryota; Fungi; Ascomycota; Eurotiomycetes; Eurotiales; Aspergillaceae
Product: DNA-directed RNA polymerase III core subunit RPC11
Exons: 3
Coding region: 1-279 (92 amino acids)
Biological process (GO): DNA-templated transcription; termination of RNA polymerase III transcription
Cellular component (GO): RNA polymerase III complex
Molecular function (GO): zinc ion binding; DNA-directed RNA polymerase activity; nucleic acid binding
Source: RefSeq, a predicted model, not a curated record